Molecule: messenger RNA, 789 nt
Organism: Aspergillus puulaauensis
Lineage: Eukaryota; Fungi; Ascomycota; Eurotiomycetes; Eurotiales; Aspergillaceae
Product: Zn(II)2Cys6 transcription factor domain-containing protein
Exons: 4
Coding region: 1-789 (262 amino acids)
Biological process (GO): positive regulation of transcription by RNA polymerase II
Cellular component (GO): nucleus
Molecular function (GO): sequence-specific DNA binding; DNA-binding transcription factor activity, RNA polymerase II-specific; zinc ion binding
Source: RefSeq, a predicted model, not a curated record
AUGAACAGGCCGCACUCCCGUGCACGGCCGCCCAGAAGUCAUCGCAUUCCGAUGAACGCUCGCGAAGCCGCUAGAACUCGAAUGGCAUGCACUGCUUGUCGAGAGCGCAAGAUCAAGUACUCCGGGGAGCAGCCAUGCCGAUACUGUACAAGGCGAAAUCUGGAAUACGUGGUCCCCGAGAACAGCAAGCGCAAGCUCUACUCUAUGGCAUACGUCCAAGAGCUAGAAAGAAGGGCACUAUCCCAAGAACACGCCCAAGGCAGGCAAGAGAAUAGACGGGGCUCACCUGUCGUAUCCUGCCAAGCCGUGGAAGAGGGGUCGGCCUCCCGUGCUGCGGAAGCGAACACCCUGCUCCAUGGAGACAAUACUGAGAUGAAUACAGCUGGCGGGCCUGUGUCCAGAGAGCACUUCCCUAUCGAAACCGGCUUGGUAAUGUCUUCUAGUUUAGCCUUUAGCUCCUAUAUCAAGGCCAUCUCUGUCGCCCCGUCGAUGGAGAGCAGGGAUACGGGAAGAUCUUCCAAAACAUCCGAAAACGCGUAUGAGCUGCCACUGCCACGCGGGGGCCGAGUCAGCGCCUCUUCCAUCAAGGACUGGCCAACAGAGGAACAGGCUCGCGCGCUGGUGAGAUCCAUCGCCGAUUCAAUCAGCCAGAUACAGCAUUUAUUUGACCCCAGGUCAUUUUCAGAUAGGCUUUCUACCAUAUAUGACCGUCGUAACACCAUGGUCUGGGAAAAUGGCGCGUCAACUGCUGAGAUCCUGAUGGUAUUUACUGUCGGGAAGUUACUAUAA